GGCUGUCAACUUGUCUAGCAGUGAGGCGAUCCCAGCCUGCCCGACCGGCAACUCCUCUCCGUCUCUCCCCCAUGCUGCCGCCGCCGCCGCCGCCGCCUCCUCCCGCCGUUCCUCCCACCAGCGCCGCCGCGGCCUAUGCGUCUCUUGCCGCCAUUGCGAGCUCCGUCGAGGGCCUCGCCUCCUUCAACGAGGUGCUCGUCGAGUUCCUCGACGAGUGGCGCGAAUUCCACCUCGACGCCAACUCCAUCGCCGCCGCCCUGCCCCCGCUCGCCGACGACGAUGCCGACCCCGACCCCAAGCCCAGCCCCGUGGGAGAGCUCGGGGCCCUCCUCGGCCAGUGGAACCCCGUCCACCCCGCGGCGGCCGCCGCCGCACCCCCCCUCGCCGACCGCGUAGCGGACGAAUCCAACCCUAGAUUACCCGACCCCGUCGCCGAGCGCCGCCAGCACAGUCCCGUGCCUCAAGACCCCCUCCACCAGCGGGACGAAUCCAUCCCUAAACCCGGCCCGGUGAUCGAGCGCCGCGAGCACAGUCCCCUGCCUGCGCCCCAGCGGCUCACCUCCGCCCCCGCCGUCCCCGCCGCCGCCGCCGACCCCGUCCCCGAGCCCGAGCCGAAACCCGCCCUCCCGGCCGAGGUCGGGCCCGUUCGCGCGCCCAAGCCCGCACCCAAGCCCGGCCCCGGCCGCGAGCGCAGGGCCAGCGAGCAGGAGGCGGAGAUGCUGGGGGGCAUCUGCGAGCAGAUGGGGUCGCGCUCGCUCCGCGGCUUCGUCACCACCCACCUGCGGGACCGCGCCUGGCUGCGCCGCGUGGGCCCGGCCGCGCUGCGCCGCGCCCCGGACCCCGCCGUGCUCGUCAUCCGCGCCGUCAGCCGCAGCUACAUCUGCGCCGAGAGCGAGAACGCCGAGACCGCCUGCGUGCUCCUCCUGGAGCUCUACGUGCGCGCGGGCUGCCCCCGCCGCCCGGAGGGGGAGGGGGAGGCCGAGGUGCGGGCCGAGGCGCGCGUGUCCGCGCUCUCGUGGCGCAGCCGGAUCGUGCGGGAGAAGGGCCGGGUCGCCGACGCCAGCGCCAGGGACGCCCGCGGCCUCAUCCUCCUCAUGGCCGCCUUCGGCGUGCCCCUCGAGUUCCCUCUGCAGGAGCUCUACCAGCUGAUGCUUGCCGGCGGCUGCUUGACCUGCGUCGACGUGCUCAGAUGCUCCCAGCCCUUCAUGAAGAAGCUGCGUGAUGUUGUUGCUGAUAUGCUGAACAGGGGAAGUUAUCGCGAAGCGAUUGGUGUGAUCCUUGCAUUUGACCUGCAGGAGGCGUUCCCGCUCGAUGGCGUACUGUCUUACAUCGUUGACAAGGUUGUGCGCAAUAGGAAGGAGCAAGAGAGCGAGGUGGAGUGUGAUUUGGCGGGAUCGAAAAAACGUGAUGAAGAGGAGUUGCUUCUUUGGAGAUCAAUAUCGAAAUAUGUGGAGGAGCGCACACCAUGUUUUUCAGAAAUGUCUUGUCCCAGUUUGGCUGAGAGGAUUAAGGUGCUAGAAGAACGCGUUGGAAAGCCAAACCAAAACCUUUCUGAGUGAAGAGAGUCGCGAACCAAGCUUCUCUGAGCGAAGAGAGCCAAACCAAGCCUCUCUAAUGAUCUAACAUAAAUCAUGAACUGCAGAAGCAACACCGCUACGAGCGAGGAGAGCUUAACAGACCAGUUCUGCAGUUCAAAUACUGCAGCUAUACGAAUUUUGACAUGGAUCCAGCCGUACUGUACUGUAUGGACUUGUAGGAAGUCUUUCUGGGCUCCUCAAGUAUCCAUUAUACACCUGAUAGAAUUAUACCCAGCCUAGUAAGGCACACAGUAUGACAAUAUGUUGUGGUUGAACUUAAACCUGCUUGUAGCAACCUUGGCCUGUUUCCCCCAAACAGCAAGCUCGGUAAUAUUUCCAUGUUUGGAAGGGAUGGAUUUUGGGGAUUGUUCUGAAUCCCGCAUCAUCCUUCCAUUCCCACCCCUUUCAGAACAUCCGUUUGAGACUCUGUGUGGUGGCCUGUUUUGAAAGCUCACAUUUACUUUGGCCCAAGAUGAAUGAAUCAUGAAAUCUCUAGUUAUGUUUUA
Triticum dicoccoides is the source of this 2083-nucleotide messenger RNA. Its product is annotated as translation initiation factor IF-2-like. The transcript is spliced from 3 exons. The record is from RefSeq and is a predicted model, not a curated record. The coding region runs from base 72 to 1559 and encodes 495 amino acids. NCBI's taxonomy places the organism in Eukaryota, Viridiplantae, Streptophyta, Magnoliopsida, Poales, Poaceae.